CGCCCGCGCCGACGCGAGGAGACCCCGCCUUGUCGCCCCGCCUCCGCCGGCCUGCGGGCCUGCCCUCCUGCUACCCUCUGGGCGCCGAGAACCCGGCAUCCGCGCGCGCUCCGCACCCAUGGAGAUCCCCGGGAGUCUGUGCAAGAAAGUCAAGCUGAGCAAUAACGCGCAGAACUGGGGAAUGCAGAGAGCAACUAAUGUCACCUAUCAAGCUCACCAUGUCAGCAGAAACAAGAGAGGUCAGGUGGUGGGGACCAGAGGUGGCUUUCGUGGUUGCACAGUUUGGCUAACAGGCUUGUCUGGGGCAGGGAAGACCACUGUGAGCAUGGCUUUGGAGGAGUACUUGGUUUGCCAUGGCAUCCCAUGCUAUACUUUGGAUGGUGACAAUAUUCGUCAAGGUCUUAAUAAAAAUCUUGGCUUUAGUCCUGAAGACAGAGAAGAGAAUGUUCGGCGCAUUGCAGAAGUUGCUAAGCUGUUUGCAGAUGCUGGCUUAGUGUGUAUCACCAGUUUUAUAUCACCCUAUACUCAGGAUCGAAACAAUGCAAGGCAAAUCCACGAGGGUGCAAGUUUACCCUUUUUUGAAGUCUUUGUUGAUGCUCCUCUGCAUGUCUGCGAACAGAGGGAUGUCAAAGGACUCUACAAGAAAGCACGAGCGGGAGAAAUUAAAGGCAAGUUAAAUAUUGAGGAAAUCCAAAUUGUUGAAUCAAACAGUUUUCUUGCUUUACAGGAUAUUGUACCUGUGGAUGCCUCUUAUGAAGUGAAAGAACUGUAUGUACCAGAAAAUAAACUUCAUCUGGCAAAAACAGAUGCAGAAACAUUACCAGCAUUGAAAAUAAAUAAAGUAAGUUCUGUGUUGCUUUUCAAACUGAUUGGUGCAGCCUUCUGUACCCAUAGCCAUUUUUCAUUUGAAGUGUCCACUGAAGUGGGAGGUGGCUGUAAGCUAGGCUUGUUGAGUAACCCACACUGUGUGCUUUGUGUUCUCUUGUGUCCUGCAGGGGGUGUCAUAAACUUGUCAGUGCCUAUAGUUCUGACAGCUACUCAAGAAGAGAAGGAGAGGCUGGACGGAUGUACAGCAUUUGCUCUCAUGUAUGAGGGCCGCCGUGUGGCAAUUCUUCGCAAUCCAGAGUUCUUUGAGCACAGGAAAGAGGAGCGCUGUGCCCGACAGUGGGGCACAACAUGCAAGAGUCACCCAUAUAUUAAGAUGGUUAUGGAGCAGGGAGAUUGGCUGAUUGGAGGAGAUCUUCAAGUUUUGGACCGAAUUUAUUGGAAUGAUGGUCUUGAUCAAUAUCGUCUUACUCCUACUGAGCUCAAGCAGAAGUUUAAGGAUAUGAAUGCUGAUGCUGUCUUUGCAUUUCAAUUACGCAACCCAGUGCACAAUGGACAUGCUCUGUUAAUGCAGGACACUCAUAAGCAGCUUCUAGAGAGGGGCUACCGGCGCCCUGUCCUCCUCCUUCACCCCCUUGGUGGCUGGACAAAGGAUGACGAUGUUCCUUUGAUGUGGCGUAUGAAGCAACAUGCUGCUGUGCUGGAGGAAGGAGUCCUGAAUCCUGAAAGCACAGUGGUGGCCAUCUUCCCGUCGCCCAUGAUGUAUGCUGGGCCGACUGAGGUGCAGUGGCAUUGCCGAGCAAGGAUGGUGGCAGGAGCCAAUUUUUACAUUGUUGGACGAGAUCCCGCUGGCAUGCCUCAUCCGGAAACAGGGAAGGAUCUUUAUGAGCCAACCCAUGGUGCCAAAGUGCUGACAAUGGCCCCUGGCCUAAUCACCUUGGAAAUAGUUCCCUUCCGAGUUGCAGCUUACAACAAGAAGAAGAAGCGCAUGGACUACUAUGAUUCUGAACACCAUGAAGACUUUGAAUUUAUUUCAGGAACUCGAAUGCGCAAACUUGCUCGAGAAGGCCAGAAGCCUCCUGAAGGCUUCAUGGCGCCCAAGGCCUGGACCGUGCUGAUGGAAUACUACAAAUCCCUGGAGAAAGCCUAAGUGUUAACCCAGUUGCUCCACCUUUGAUGCUUCACCAACUCACAGAGGGGACCACAUAGUCGUCACUGUUGGCAUUUCUUUGUGGUUGUAUCUGUCUGGAUGUGCUUCCUAAAAACAGACCAAUUUCCUUAACUUGAGUCAGUUUUGGUCUGCCUUACGAGUUCUGUUUUGAACUAGUGUAACACACUGCUGGUUUUAAUGUAUCUUUUCCACUUGUAAUAGUUAAGAUUCCUAUAAUACAAUUUUAAAAUCUUGUCUUUUUAUAUUAUAUUUAUGCUCUGUCUCAUGAUAUUUUCAAGCUGUUAUAUUAGUUGUAACCAGUAUACACAUUGAUUCUCACUUUUCAUCCCUUUUAAACACAAUCACUAAACAGUAAACAUGGCUUGAACUUGUUUUGGGAAUUUUACAAGAAGCGUAGCAAUUAGAAUUUUUUUUUUAUGUUGAAAAUUUAAACUGCCUCCUCUCUUACUUCCAAUCAGCUAUUGAUCUUUCAGCUGUUAUAAUCUAAAGUAUUCUUAUGAUCAUUGUAAACCCUCUAUUCAAUAAAAUUAAUUUUUUUUGCUUCUUAUUGGA
Messenger RNA from Ictidomys tridecemlineatus (thirteen-lined ground squirrel), 2548 nucleotides. The record is from RefSeq and is a predicted model, not a curated record. NCBI's taxonomy places the organism in Eukaryota, Metazoa, Chordata, Mammalia, Rodentia, Sciuridae.